Laetiporus sulphureus 93-53 is the source of this 435-nucleotide messenger RNA. RefSeq lists its product as uncharacterized. The annotation marks the transcript as partial. The transcript has a single exon. NCBI's taxonomy places the organism in Eukaryota, Fungi, Basidiomycota, Agaricomycetes, Polyporales, Laetiporaceae. The record is from RefSeq and is a predicted model, not a curated record.
UACAAACCUGUACAUCGCAAGGUUCAGCCUGUACCGACUUAUAUGCCAAACCCGCAGGCCCAGGCAUUUAUUCCCAUUGAAAUCUCGGAUGUUCUGUCUCUUCCCACGCAUCCUCUACCUCUUUCGGACUUCAUUCCUACUGCGCGUCUCACUCAAGACCGUCUUGAUGCAAUUCUCUCUACAGUACCUGACGGGUUUCUAUCUUCAGAAGAAGUGGCUCUAUUGGUGCACAUCAUCGAUAUCAAUCAGCAGGCAAUCGCCUGGACGGACUCGGAGCGAGGCACGUUCUCUCGCAGAUACUUUCCAGACUACGAGAUUCCCACUGUGGAACAUGUUCUCUGGGUAAAUCGUCCGGUGCCUGUUCCGAAGGCUCUUGAGGAUAAGGUAAGAACUGUACUUCGCUCACAGGAAGCGGCGGGGAAGUACGAAUAUUCC